Molecule: messenger RNA, 219 nt
Organism: Arabis nemorensis
Lineage: Eukaryota; Viridiplantae; Streptophyta; Magnoliopsida; Brassicales; Brassicaceae
Source: the annotation of a GenBank genome assembly
AUGAGUAAUCCACCGUCUGUCCUGACCAGAUUCCGCUUCCGGGACGACUCAGACCGCCUCCUUCCUCGUUCGCCGUCUCACCGGAAGACGAGGAAGUCGAAGCUUUGUCCGUCGCCGGUAAAUCGCUUCCGUAUUCCGACACCUCAAUGGAGAACGUCGGUCCUGACAUCAGUUCCAUCGCCGUAUCUCCAGAUCACAGAGGAGAAGAAACCAAACUAG